This is a messenger RNA of Canariomyces notabilis, 417 nucleotides long. RefSeq lists its product as uncharacterized. Lineage: Eukaryota; Fungi; Ascomycota; Sordariomycetes; Sordariales; Chaetomiaceae. Gene Ontology annotation, molecular function: oxidoreductase activity. The record is from RefSeq and is a predicted model, not a curated record. The transcript is spliced from 2 exons. The coding region runs from base 1 to 417 and encodes 138 amino acids.
AUGGCCGGCCCUCUCAAAUACACCGUCACCCACUAUCGCCGCAAGGACCGAACCCACGAGGAAUUCCUCAAGUGGUUUGUCGAAGAGCACCUUCCACUGGCCAUGCCAAUCUUCAAAAGGCACGGUGUGCUCGAGUAUACCCUUUUCGUGACACCGGAAGACCUCAACGGGGCGCUGAAGCAGGAACUGACCAAGGUCCGUCCCACCUGGGACGUUGCCGACUUCGAUUGCUUCCUGGAAUUUACGAUCCCUAGCGCGCAAACCAUCAAAGAUGUCAUGUCGGAUCCGGACUGGCUGAAUGCCAUCAAGGACGAGAAUGAGUGGUGUGAUAUGUCCCGGUCCUUGGCUUCCCUGGGGUAUGCUACUCCGUACCUGUUGAAAACGGGCGAGGUGGUGAACCUGCCAAAAUUCAAGUGA